This is a messenger RNA of Phytophthora sojae, 1671 nucleotides long. RefSeq lists its product as hypothetical. The record is from RefSeq and is a predicted model, not a curated record. Gene Ontology annotation, biological process: vacuolar transport; intracellular protein transport. Lineage: Eukaryota; Oomycota; Peronosporomycetes; Peronosporales; Peronosporaceae. Gene Ontology annotation, cellular component: cytoplasm. Bases 1 to 1671 code for a protein of 556 amino acids. The transcript has a single exon.
AUGUCGGCGGCGGCGGAGGACGCCGUGGCGCAGCUGCUGUGCGUGCACCUGGGGCUGCUGGACGAGGGCGAGCUGGCGGCCGACGCCGGGCGCGACUUCCGCGACCUGUACCGCCUGCCGCUGCGCUCGUUCGCGGACAAGUGCGCGCUGCUGGCGGCCGCGGAGGCCUCGGGCUGCGCGGCUGUGAUGCUGGACGUGCUGCUCUUCGUGUCCGAGACGAUGGCGCCCGCGCUGUUCCGCAAGCAGCUGGCGGCGCUGCCCCUGGCGCUGAGCCAAUGGGUGCACUACCUGGUGGAGCAGUGCAUGGUGGCCAAUGAGACGGUGUCGCUCGGCGCGCUCAAGAACCUGCUGGACCUGUACGCCGCCACGCAGCGGUACCGCGAGCUGGCGGCCAUGCUGCUGUCCCUGGUCUUCUACGACCGCGAGCUGGAGCGCUCGCUCAGGACGACGGACGACGUGCUGGACAUCGCCAAGUUCUACCGCCACCGGCUGCCCGUGUGGAUCCUCGACCUGCUGCACGAGUAUGUGACGCUGUCCAAGCUGCAGAUCCAGACGGAGAAGGAGGACGCCAGCACGGCCCCCGAGGUCUGCCGGAUGGAGGCGUACCUGGACAAGCGGGCCAGGGGCGUGGGCAACCUGCAGGCCAACUGGAGGAUGCGGUACAUGCAGCUCACCGAGAAGGAGAUCGUGUACUUCAAGCACGACGGCGACAAGCUCGAGAAGUCCAGGAACCCGUUCCACGACAAGAUGGGCAAAGGCAACAAGAAGGGCAGCUUGGCGCUCGCCAGAGGCAUGCAGAUCGAGCCGCUGGACUACCGCGGCAAGUUUUCGUUGCGGCCGUACUGUGUCAAGAUUUGCGACGCGGCGGGAUCGGAGGAGUUGAUCCUGGACGCAUUCACGCCCGAGGUCCAGCGCCAGUGGGUCGCUGCUAUCACGGCCAAUGUGAAGCGCCUGGAGCUGGAUCCGCGCUGGUUGGCGUUCCCGCGCAGAUGUGUACAUCGCAUGACUGUGGGCGAGUUCCUCCGCUACUCGAUGCUUUACCACGGAGACACCAAAAAGUCGCACACGCGGCACAGCUCGUGCCAGCCAGGCCCGCUCCGCGAGCAGUUCAACAUUGACCCGAAGCGUUACCUCUUCUCGGCUCUUGUGACCUGUGCGCUGGUGCGCGAUUGGAAGACCAUGGAAGCGCUGGUGCAGCCGAAGAGCGCUAAGUCAACGAUCAUUUCGCUGUUCCCCGGCGGUAACAGCAGCAGGCUCGCUACAGCGUCAGCACCCGCGUCCUCAUCAGCGUGGAGUUCGACGCCAGCCCCCGCGCCAUCUCGUUACUCUGUUUGGUCGAACAGCACGGAUCCAGCACCUUCCUCCAGCCGGUCAUCUACCUCGUCAAACGCCACGCCUCCAACAUCAGCUCCUGCGGGCAACACGGUGGUGCAGGGUAUGGUCGACGCAAGCGCUAUCGGCUACGGUGCCAUCCUCGAUAUCGCCGAGCAGAGAAAUGCUCCGCCCAACUUGUUGAUGCUACUGGAGUCGCUGCAUGAGAAGAACGAUUCGAAGCGAGGGGGCUCUGCGGGUUGGAGCUGUCGUCGCGAUGUGGACGCCAGCGACGCAGCGUCAAUGAAAAUCACGAUUGCGAUCCCUGAAAGCGUACGCGUGGAUACGACCUGGGGGUGA